Alexandromys fortis (reed vole) is the source of this 4949-nucleotide messenger RNA. RefSeq names its product CD5 molecule (gene Cd5). The record is from RefSeq and is a predicted model, not a curated record. NCBI's taxonomy places the organism in Eukaryota, Metazoa, Chordata, Mammalia, Rodentia, Cricetidae. Gene Ontology annotation, cellular component: plasma membrane. Gene Ontology annotation, biological process: T cell costimulation. The transcript has 11 exons. Bases 78 to 1550 code for a protein of 490 amino acids.
AGUGAGACACUGAGCCAGACACCUUUCCAGGCUGACUACCAAGCUCACUGAGGCUGAGGCAGUAGAAGGCCGCAUCCAUGGACUCCCACCAAGUGCUGCCGGCUGCCGCGUACCUGCUGGGAACCCUGGUUGCUUUCUGCCAUGGUCAGUCCCGACUGGAUGACUCAGGUCUCCAGGUGACACUAAGUGGCCUCAACUCCAAGUGUCAGGGUAAACUGGAGGUUCAGAUGGAAGGCCUGUGGAGCACUGUGUGCAGUUCCAGUUGGAGCUGGAAGCAGGACCUCUGGAGAAAUCCCCAUCAAGCCUCUGGAGUGUGCCAGCAGCUGGGAUGUGGUGACCCCUUGGCCCUCGGCUGCUUCUCUUUAUUGAACAGAUCCCAGCACCAGAUCCUCUGUCAUGGACCCCUGGGGUCUUUCUCCAACUGCAGCAGAAACUCACCAGCCAAGUGCCUUCCACUGACCCUGAUCUGCCAAGAGCCCCUAAGGAUGACACCUCCACCCACAACUGCUCCACCCACCACCAUGCCGGAGCCCACAGCUCCUCCCAGACUGCAGCUGGUGCCGGGACACGAGGGCCUGAGGUGCGCUGGUGUGGUGGAAUUCUACAACGGCAGCAGAGGUGGCACCAUCCUCUAUGAGGCCAAGGACAGGCCCCUGGGCCUGGGGAACCUUAUCUGUAACGCUCUGCAGUGUGGAUCUUUCUUGACACAUCUGUCAAAGCCAGAGGCAGCAGCAACGCCAGCUCCUAAGGAGCUGAAGGGCCCCAAGCCCUUGCCAAUUCGAUGGGAGGUGCAGAAUGCGAGCUGUGCCUCGCUGGAGCAGUGCUUCCAGAAAACGAUGCCCCCGGAGGGCGGCCAGGCGCUAUCGGUCGUCUGUUCCGGUUUCCAGCCCAAGGUUCAGAGCCGCCUGGUGGGGGGCAGCAGCGUGUGUGAGGGCAUCGCUGAAGUGCGCCAGGGAUCACAGUGGGCUGCUCUGUGUGUCCGUAAUAUGGCCAGGGGUCCGGCGCAGUGGGAGGAGCUGUGUCAGGAGCAGCAGUGUGGCAAUCUCCUCUCCUUCCGUGCACUGGAUCCUGACAAGACCAUCUCUGGGCUCGCCUGUACCCAGGGGAAGCUGUCUCAGUGUUACCAGCUUCAGAAAACGAACACCUGCAAGAGGGUGUUCGUCACAUGCCAAGACCCAAACCCAGCAGGCCUGGCCCCAGGCACUGUGGCAAGCAUCAUCCUGACCCUUGUCCUCCUGGUGGUGCUGCUGGUCAUGUGUGGGCCUCUGAUCUACAAGAAGCUGAUGAAGAAAUUCCGUCAGAAGAAGCAGCGUCAGUGGAUUGGCCCCACGGGAGUGAACCAGAACGUGUCUUUCCACCGCAGCCACACGGCAACUGUAAGGCUUGAGACCCCGAUAACCUCUCAUGUGGACAACGAAUACAGUCCGCCUCCCAGGAACUCCCACCUGUCAGCUUACCCAGCUCUGGAAGGGGCUCUACACCGUUCUUCCACCCAGCCUGACAACUCCUCUGAUAGCGACUAUGACCUGCAAGUGGCCCAGAGACUGUAAGAGACCUUGGAACCAGCAACAAAAGGCCAAGCAGGGCCCUUCUGUCCUGAGGAGCAUUUGCCACUUGGAGCACCACCCCUAUUUCCACCUCAGCCAGCACCUGGACAGAGGCCAAGGUCCUUUGGAAAAACUCCUGGGCCCUGCAGCAGCAGGCCAGUUCCUAUUUCCCCCUGGGGCCAUGACAGCCUGUCUGCUUCCUCCAAGAGCCAACACUCAACAGAGCCUCGAAUCAACCAAUCCUUCUAAGCAAAGACUCCAGUAUCCAGAGGGGUUCCCACCCUCUGGGGAGCAGUGACCAGCGGGGUCGGCUUUCUCCUUGGCCUCUGAGGCCACGAAAGAAUGACAAGGCAGCACACACCUGUGUGGGAGUUUAUUUCUCAAGUGUAUUUUUAAUAUAUUCUUUGUAAAUAAUGUUUUUUUCUAUUUCCCAAGAACUUAAGUACUGCAGUCUGUUGUGUCCAGGGCCCCACCCUCCAGAUCCUUCUGAUGAGAGACUUACUGAGUCCUGUGUAGCCACCAUAAUCUCAGGCUGCACACCUGAGCCAAAGAGACCCUCGUUUUCCCUCCUUCCACCUUCUCCAUCCCUCAUCCAAACACAUCUUCCCCUCCAGAGUGCAAGACUUGCUGGCUAGAAAGGCACUGGUACCCUGCCCCCACCAGAGCCUAGCAUAAAGGAGCACCCAGCCAAUCCUCACCCACUAGGCUUUUUAUUCCUCACAACAGUUAGAAAUCCCAGCUCAGAUAUUUUCAGCUAACCUUCAAACCGAGGAAUUGGAGAAGAGGAUUGGGUAUGUUCCUAGGGCUUAAGUAAUUCCCUUCAACUAAGACAUUCUCUAGAGGUUCCCUGACUACAGGCAAGGGGAAGGAGCCACCAGGUCUAACCCAGGGAUAGGUUGUGUCUUGGUCAUGAAGACUUCAGGCACACAGGUAUCAGUGAUCCGUCCACAGCAGCCAACUCUGGGAAAGCAAAGAGGGGUCACUAGAACACGCUGGGAGGGGAACAGGGAGCUAGGGGCACCAUCAUUCUAGAAAAGUCUGCUAAGUAAUUGCCCUUCCUACAACACCCCUGUCCGCCCAGGCUUCCAUUUGGCGUUUUUUUGUUUUUGUUUUUGUUUUUUUCAUUUUAGCUAUGUUUGUAUAGGCAUGUCUUUGUGUGGAAAUGUACAGAGUCAGACCCCCUGAAACUGGAGGGUCACCCGAUGUGAGUACUGGAACUGCACGCUGCUCACUUGUAAGAGCAGUAUACACUAGGAAUCAGCGCCAUCUCUCCAGCCACAGGCCUCUGUUCUAACGGUACAGUCACAUAGAGCUAGGAACCCAGAAACAGGGUCUGCCACUCACUCACUCACACAGAACGGGAGGAAGGGGGCCAUCAAAGGGAGCUAUGAGGGUGUAACUAGAAAGAGGGAUCCAAGGCGGCCAUUAUCCCCCACAGGUGUCUUUCUUGUAAGAGCUCUUUAGUUUGCCUCCCAGUGGCAUCAAAGCUUCCACAGCCUAUCUUACAGGAAAAACACACAUACACACACACACCAAAAAGUUUAAUAAAAAGGAAUCUUUAGAAAACUGUUUGUGGGACUGAGUCAGCAAAAUGCUUAUCAUGCAAUCAUGAGGAUCCGAGUUCAGAUCCCUAGCACCCACACAAAAAUCUAGGCUGAGCAGCGAGCAUCUCAAAUCCCCGCACUGAGGAGGCAGAAACAGGCUCCCUAGAGCUCCCUGGCCAGGUGGUCUACCUCAGUGAGCUCAGGUUCAGUGAGAGGCCCCACCUGUCUCAAAAAGUAAGGUGGAGAAUGACUGAGGAAGACCUGACGUCAUCCUCUGAUCCCCAUAUAGGAACACACACAAUAAAACUCACAAGCUUUGUGGGCCUGCGUGGAAUAUCCCAACAAGACCCGCUUGGUCACACAGCCAUGUAGAAACAGUAUAUCAUUCCUUAUGGCGCUGGUCAAGUUGUAGGCUCAGCUGGAGGGUCUGACCCCCAGGUCCCCAGGCCAGCACUGCUCCUCCACUAGGAAAUUCAUGGCAAACAUGUCCCUCAGUCGCCGAGGUAGCCCUGUUGUGACCUGGGCUGUCUUGGGGACUCCAUUCUACAUCACAGCCCAGUGGAACAAAGUAGGAUGUGACCCUCCCACUCCUCGGUCCCCUAUCUUCCUGCCCACUUCCCUAAGUGUUACUGGACAACCUCUGAAGUACCCUGUGCACAAGCUAAUCCUAGUGUAUUCUCACAACAAGUCAAAGAAGCUGAAAGCCAACAGGCAGUCCCUGAGAUGACCAAGCAGCAUCCCUGCCUCAGAGCUAGGACAUUCCAAAGCUCUCCCCAGCCAGUGAAGCAGUCUCUAGACCAUAUCUCUUCCAGCCACAUUCUGUCCCCAGGGCCUGUCACUGUUGUGGUACAGCAAGAGGCCUAUGUGAUGUGGUAAAUAUUUCGCAGGAGGUAGGGAGGGCCUGUGGCAGUGUGUGCUGCCUUCUCAGUUAUGAGCCCAAAGGGAGGGAAGAGAACCAGGAUGCCUCGUGCAGUGACCAGACCACGUGGCUCUCCAAGUCCUGUCUUCAUCCUCCACCCCAGCUGCCACCACUCUGGUACAACCCACAGCAGGGGACUUAACUGCUACAAUGAGAUCUGCAACUUAUUCCCGAAGAGCUGCUGACAUCAUCCGGCUCCCUGACAUCCUGUGCACCCAGCCCCAGCUCCUGCCAGGCAACUCAAACACAGCUGGGAGUGAAGGGCAAUAAAUCAGACUGAAGUUGUGUGUCCUGGAGACUUCUAGCACCACAAAGGCAUGGUGCUGGACCCCUGCUGCGCUGCGACUGUGUGGAUCUAAACCAAGUCUUACCUCCAUGUGCAACCUGGUCACCGCACCACUCCAAGGUCUCUCUCCUCUUAAAACUGGGGCUAGGAGGGCUAAGGUGGCUGUGGAAAGGAUCCUAGCAGAUACAUGCCAUAUUCCUGGUGACUGUUAGCACCUCUGGGCAUGUGCCAUAGGCAAUCUACCUCUGUCACCUUGCCAGGAAGAAAAGGCAGAGAGCUGACUUGAGGAACCCUCAGGAACCUGAUCUCCUACAUUCUCCUCGGCUUCAGGGUAACCACCCUGUAACAGCACUUAGAUGAAGCUGUAGAGAACGCAGCCCAGUCCAUAGAAGGCUACUUGGUCCCAGAAACAGUUCGGCACCCCUGUCCCUCCUAGCAUACUCUGCAACCCUGGUUAGAAAGCCAUAAACCACAGCCAGACUGAGGGUGUAACAGAACACUUUAUCUCCCAACCCAGACUGAGGCACAGGUGCCCCCUGGUGGAACUGAAUGGCCAUGCAUGCGGCCUAGGACAAAGCAAGCAUUCCAGGCUUCAAGAAACAGCUAAGGAAAACCAGAGAAGAAAAUGCUAGAAAGAGCCAAGCCCUUUGGCA